Molecule: messenger RNA, 5338 nt
Organism: Poecile atricapillus (Black-capped chickadee)
Lineage: Eukaryota; Metazoa; Chordata; Aves; Passeriformes; Paridae
Product: E3 ubiquitin-protein ligase NEDD4-like
Exons: 27
Coding region: 1133-4936 (1267 amino acids)
Biological process (GO): regulation of dendrite morphogenesis; ubiquitin-dependent protein catabolic process
Molecular function (GO): ubiquitin protein ligase activity; protein binding; sodium channel inhibitor activity
Source: RefSeq, a predicted model, not a curated record
AAGUGUGCGCACCCUUCACGUGUGAGUGCCCUCAGGGUUGUAGCAGAGCUCUGACCUAGGGUGGUUGUUCACAUUCUGGUGUAUCCUGUCUGCCUGUCCUUCUCCUGAGCUCCUCUGGCUGUCAGAGGGUGUAACUGUACUCCGUGCUGGCAGAACCACGCCUGGUGGCGUUGCCCAGUCCCUCGCUGGAGGCCAGCCAGGAGCAGGCAGUUCUGUGCAGGACAAAUCGGUACAAAGGCACAUGCGACACCCAGCUCUGCUUUUCCCUCACCUGUACUGCCUGGUAAAUCUGGAAAAGGAGCUUUGUGUCUUGCUGUCCUGCACGGUUCUGCUGCUUUCACUGUGUGAGAGAUCUUUGCCACGUGUACGAUUGCUUUGUUUGUAAUUUGUAGUUACUCAAAGGGGUGUGCAGGUUGCAUUGCUGUUGGGGCUUUUUAAAGGGAAAAGUUUGUUGCUUAAUUGUGUUAUGAGCACGGUUAAAAUGGAAAGCAUAACCGUGUUGUAUUUAUUACUGUUCCGCCAUAACAGCCCAGAGCUGUAACACACCAAAAUGUUACGCUUGAAAGAAUUUUCCUCAUUUGCAUGUGGUGUUGACUUACACUUUUAACACAUAAUGGAAGUGGUUGUGUUGUAGUUAGAUUUUUCUGCAAGUGCUUUCUCGGAGUGUGCCCUGUGAAUCUGAUGUGGUUGAGAUUUAUAGCGGUGCUGAGUGUGUUCACUGCCUCGGUCAGCUGCGAGAGCUCUCCCGCUGGGGCCGCUCCUCCCUGAUGGAAAAGGAGCAGCUGGGAAGGUGCUGUUUCAGGCUCUUGCUGGCAUUAUAAAAAAAAAAAGAAAAGGAAAAAACAAACUCCUCACACACUUACAUUGGAGAGGGGGAACCAGGCCACGUGACUCCCACCAUCCUACCCUAUGUCACCAUGUGUGUAGGAGCGCUGACUGCUCCUGCCCAAUCAUGCCUGGAAUGCUGCUUGCCACUUGGGCUAUUUCUGCUAUCUGUCGCUCCCAGGGCUGCAGUGCUAACCGUUUGGCAGAUGGGACACUUUUUCUAGGAGUUUAUGUCUUUGGUUUUUAACUUCUGGCAGUGCCUGAAUUGUUGCUGUUCUCCCUCUCCUUUUCUUCUCUCUGUAAAACCAUGGCCCAUCGGCUGCGGUUUCAUUUCGGCUCUGGGAGAAGCAACACAGCCCCCGAAUCGGAGAUCCUUGCCCGGGAGAGAGAAGAUGACUUUUUCAUGGCGUUCCACACCUUGCCGAGAAGAAGCAGCCCUCACGCGUUCUCGCGGCACGGAGCGGAUUACGGCGGCGAUGGAGAUCCGCAGGAAGCGGGCUCCUUGAAAAGGAGCACAUCCAUGUUCAUCCCGCAGCUGCUGAACGGCCUCGACACGCGCCCCACCAGGAGCUCAUCCAUGCAGAUCUCGCUGCAGCGCAAAGGCGCCGACGGCUGCGCCGACGAGUCCCCGGAGUCUCCAGAGGAGACGCCUCUCUGUAAAUUCGCAGACUUGAGGGAGCGUUACGCAUCCUCUGCUGAAAACCGCUCUUCUCCGAGCGCUCCACAGGUGACUCCUGAAAGUUCUUCACCCGGGCUGCCGGAGGAGUUAGGGCAGCAGACGGAUGGAACCGUCUGCUGUAACCGUAGAGUAUUUUGUAGUGUUCCAACUAAUAACCAGAGCGAGGAGGCUCUGCUGCCUGCCCAGCGAGAAGAAGCAAGUGAAGCAGCUUCAGCUUUGAACAUAAGCGGCGUGAGGAUUCAGCACCGGGCCUCAAGCACAGAUGUGCCUCAAGUUACUCUACUUCCCUUUGGUCCCGAGGCUCCAAAUAAUGCUCCCACCCCUGAACCCCGACGCUGGUCCUUGCAGCAUGUGCCAGAUCUGUCAGCAAAUUCAGGGAAAAAGUUCUUUGUUCUCCAGUUACAGCAGCCACAGACGAGCGGUGCAGGCGCAGGAGGUGGAGGUAACUUCGGCUUUACCGGAACCAAAGGGGACAGAUUGGUCAGGUACCCUCGGAUCCGGCUGGAAAGGAGUACUUCCUACCCUGUCCAGCCACCAGCAGAGGGAAUUAGCCCUGCAGGUGAUGGGCUGAGUUCAGAACUGCCUGGAAACAGCAGGAACAGGGCAGAAAUACCUAGAAGCAAUUCGGUAGAGCGGAUGCCUCAAGGGCAGGGAUGCUUGUUUAAAAUCAGACCGGAUCAAAACAUGAGGCAGCAGCACUUCAGGAUUCUUGUCACACGUGGGCCUGAAGAACAAAGUCAGGGCAUUGGUCACCCAAAGGAGGCCAGCGGCACCCCCGGUCCCACGGCGGCCGGCCCCGCAACCAGAGACGACUUCCUGGGCCAGGUGGAUGUACCGCUCAGUCACCUCCCGACUGAAGACCCAACUAUGGAGAGGCCAUACACAUUUAAGGAUUUCCUCCUCAGACCAAGAAGCCACAAAUCUCGUGUGAAGGGUUUCUUGAGACUGAAGAUGGCGUAUAUGCCCAAAAAUGGCGGCCAAGAGGAAGAAAAUAGUGAUCAGAGGGAUGACUCUGAGCAUGGCUGGGACGUGGUGGAUUCCAGCGAUGCCGCGUCUCAACGUCAGGAGGAGCUGCCACCUCCUCCGCUGCCUCCUGGCUGGGAAGAGAAGGUGGACAACCUGGGGCGGACUUACUACGUGAAUCACAACAACAGGACCACCCAGUGGCACCGACCCAGCCUCAUCGAUGUGGGGUCCGAGUCAGAUAACAACAUCAGGCAGAUAAACCAAGAAGCAGCUCACCGGCGCUUCCGCUCUCGGCGCCACAUCAGCGAGGAUUUGGAGCCAGAGCCUAUGGAGAGUGGAGACAUUCCUGAGCCUUGGGAAACCAUUUCAGAGGAGGCAAGUGCCAGUGGGGAUUCCUUAAGCUUGUCACUGCCACCUCCUCCUGCAUCUCCAGUGUCCCGGACCAGUCCUCAGGAGCUGUCUGAGGAGCUGAGCAGAAGACUCCAGGUCACUCCUGAUUCCAAUGGGGAACAACUCGGCUCUUUGAUUCAAAGAGAACCUUCUUCACGACUGAGGUCCUGCAGUGUGACAGACACAGUCGCUGAACAGUCCCAGCUAUCCCUGCAGAAUGGUCCCUCUAGGAGAGCCCGUUCUUCAACUGUCACAGGGGGAGAGGAGCCAACGCCUUCUGUGGCUUACGUGCACACCACGCCUGGCUUACCUUCGGGCUGGGAGGAGCGCAAGGACGCCAAGGGCCGGACCUACUACGUCAACCACAACAACCGGACCACAACGUGGACACGGCCCAUCAUGCAGCUCGCCGAGGAUGGGAUGGUGGGGCCGGGCACGAGCAGCAGCAACCACCUGAGCGAGCCACAGAUCCGGCGGCCCCGCAGCCUCAGCUCCCCCACGGUCACCCUGUCAGCACCGCUCGAGGGCAUGAAGGACUCUCCGGUGCGCAGGGCAGUGAAGGACACUCUCUCCAACCCUCAGUCCCCGCAGCCAUCCCCCUACAACUCCCCCAAGCCCCAGCACAAGGGGGCCCAGAGCUUCCUGCCCCCGGGCUGGGAGAUGCGCAUCGCCCCGAACGGCCGCCCCUUCUUCAUCGACCACAACACCAAGACCACCACGUGGGAGGAUCCACGGCUGAAGUUUCCGGUGCAUUUGAGAUCCAAAGCAUCUCUGAACCCCAAUGACUUGGGCCCUCUUCCUCCUGGCUGGGAGGAAAGAAUACACCUGGAUGGAAGAACAUUUUAUAUAGACCAUAAUAAUAAAAUUACGCAGUGGGAAGACCCCAGGCUGCAGAACCCAGCCAUCACGGGCCCAGCAGUGCCGUACUCCAGGGAGUUCAAGCAGAAGUACGACUAUUUCCGCAAGAAGUUAAAGAAACCUGCUGACAUACCCAACAGAUUUGAGAUGAAAUUACACAGAAAUAACAUUUUUGAGGAGUCCUACAGAAGAAUCAUGUCUGUGAAGAGACCUGAUGUACUAAAAGCCAGACUCUGGAUUGAAUUUGAGUCAGAAAAAGGACUUGACUAUGGAGGUGUGGCCAGAGAAUGGUUUUUUCUCUUGUCCAAGGAGAUGUUUAACCCUUACUAUGGUCUCUUUGAAUACUCAGCAACGGACAACUAUACACUUCAGAUUAAUCCUAAUUCAGGUCUCUGUAACGAAGACCAUCUGUCGUACUUCACGUUCAUUGGCCGGGUUGCCGGCCUGGCCGUGUACCACGGGAAGCUGCUGGACGGCUUCUUCAUCAGACCUUUCUACAAGAUGAUGCUGGGGAAGCCCAUAACUCUGAAGGACAUGGAGUCAGUGGAUAGCGAAUACUACAACUCUCUGAAGUGGAUCCUGGAAAAUGACCCUACGGAGCUGGAUCUCAUGUUUUGCAUAGAUGAGGAAAACUUUGGACAGACAUAUCAAGUGGACCUGAAGCCCAAUGGGUCCGAAAUCAUGGUAACAAAUGAAAACAAGCGGGAAUACAUUGACCUGGUCAUCCAGUGGCGGUUUGUCAACAGAGUGCAGAAACAAAUGAAUGCCUUUCUGGAGGGAUUCACAGAACUGCUUCCGAUUGAUCUGAUUAAAAUUUUUGAUGAGAAUGAACUAGAGUUACUGAUGUGUGGCCUUGGUGACGUCGAUGUCAAUGACUGGAGACAACACACCAUCUACAAGAAUGGUUACUGCCCAAAUCAUCCCGUUAUCCAGUGGUUCUGGAAGGCUGUUCUGCUGAUGGAUGCUGAGAAACGGAUCCGGCUCCUGCAGUUUGUGACCGGGACAUCACGCGUGCCUAUGAACGGAUUUGCUGAACUUUAUGGUUCAAAUGGUCCUCAGCUGUUUACAAUAGAGCAGUGGGGGAGUCCUGAUAAGCUGCCCCGAGCUCACACCUGCUUUAACCGCCUAGACUUACCUCUGUAUGAAUCUUUUGAAGACCUGCGGGAGAAGCUCCUCAUGGCCGUGGAGAAUGCCCAAGGGUUUGAAGGGGUGGAUUAACUUUGCAGGAGCCGUUCCCUCUCCAAGCAUGUUUUGCUGGCUUUGGCACCUGCCCGAGGGACUCCAAGGGACUGUGGCAUAGCAGCUGCCCGGCGCUGGGCUCUGGAGCAAACCCUGGCAGCGCAGGGGCCGAGCCCCGAGGCUGGGACUGUCACCUGGGGUGGCCUUGCUGAUGUUCCCGCAGCAGCUGCGAACUGAUCACAUUUCAGCAGGACUUACUCUAUUUAUGUUGUGCCUCUGUAGGCAAAGCCCUUAAUAAAUAUUUUACACAAUUUCUAAUGACAAUGAAUGGAAUUAAUCAUUUUACAGGUAUAGUAUUACAACUCAUGUUUACUUCUUAAUUGCUUUAGACAUUUUCAGAUUUUAUUUCAUUACAAUUAAAUAUCAUAUACUUGGAAAAAA